GUAAUCUCAUUUUCCUCGGAGAUUGGGUGCAAACUCUGCGAGACAACUCCGGAGCACCGCUUAGACAACUGGAUACUGAUGCACUGUGUGGUGUACUGCAGAUCUUGUUAGAGGAAGAGCACUAUCUGGUGUUGCAGUACACAGUCAUGUUCCUGGUAGAUGUCUUGCCGGCCAUAGAGGGCCAUUUGCACGCCAGGGUGUCCGCCUUCGUGCUGGACAGGUACUGGGAGAAGCUGCCACUUGUACACUAG
Sphaeroforma arctica JP610 is the source of this 251-nucleotide messenger RNA. RefSeq lists its product as hypothetical. The transcript is spliced from 2 exons. Lineage: Eukaryota; Ichthyosporea; Ichthyophonida. The record is from RefSeq and is a predicted model, not a curated record. The annotation marks the transcript as partial.